Molecule: messenger RNA, 1703 nt
Organism: Equus quagga
Lineage: Eukaryota; Metazoa; Chordata; Mammalia; Perissodactyla; Equidae
Gene: DNAAF19
Product: coiled-coil domain containing 103
Exons: 4
Coding region: 100-828 (242 amino acids)
Biological process (GO): inner dynein arm assembly; epithelial cilium movement involved in extracellular fluid movement; determination of left/right symmetry
Cellular component (GO): outer dynein arm
Source: RefSeq, a predicted model, not a curated record
UCUACCCCGAACUGUCCUGGCGCGUGUGGGGCUCUCCAACGAAAGCAAGGGAACCAACGGCUGGGCUGCUGGGGUGAAGAUCGGGGAGGCAGAAGGGCCAUGGAACGGAAUGACAUCAUUGACUUCAAGGCGUUGGAGAAAGAUCUGCAGGCUGCACUCACUGCUGAUGAGAAGUACAAACGGGAGAAUGCUGCCAAGUUACGGGCAGUGGAACAGAGGGUGGCUUCCUAUGAGGAGUUCAGAGGUAUUGUCCUUGCAUCACAUCUGAAGCCACUGGAGCGGAAGGACAAGAUAGGAGGAAAGAGGACUGUGCCCUGGAACUGUCACACUACUCAGGGAAGGACUUCCCAGGACGAGACCACUGAAAUCUCCCGGGAGAAAAUACUCUUCCCGCCCGAGACCUCAGCAGAGUUCUACCGUGAUUGGCGGCGAUACUUGCGGAGCGGGCCAGAGCGCUACCAGGCCCUGCUGCAGCUCGGGGGGCCAAAGCUGGGCUGCCUCUUCCAGACGGAUGUGGGGUUUGGACUUCUAGGGGAGCUGCUGGUGGCACUGGCCGAUCACGUGAGGCCGGCUGACCGGUUGGCAGUGCUGGGGAUCCUGCGCAGCCUGGCCAGCACUGGCCGCUUCACCCUGAACCUGAGCCUGCUGAGCUGUGCGGAGAGAGAGAGCUGCAGAGGCUUGUUUCAGAAGCUGCAGGCCAUGGGUGCCCCCAGACCCGUGAAAGAGGGGCUCAGCUGGGAGGAGUGGAGUCUGGAGGAGCAGCCUGCUGGGCUCCAGGAGGAGGAGAGGCUCCUGCAAGAGCUGCUAGGACUGUACCAGAUGGAUUGAUAAGACCAGUUACCUUCCGAGGCCCCCAGUGGUCAUUGGGGGCCCUUUUUGGUUAUUGCCUUGGGGGCUCUGCAGGACUGUAAUGAGAAACCCACGCCUAAUUCCCUUCUCAGCUUGGAAUUUUUAGAGCAAAAGUAGGAGUCAAAUUUUCCCCUCUUCUCCAGCCCCUUGGUGGCUCAAUAUUCUGAACUGUGUAGAUCCACAGGAUGGUCAAGGGCCCAAGAAGUUGAAAGAGUUUUGCUUCCCACUCUUAGAGUCUGCUAGGCCUCUAGCCCACAGCCCUGAGAGAUGGGUGUGUGCCCAACCAAAUGCUGGCUACACCAGUUACAGCUUCCACUCAAAAAAACAGGAAAAAGGAAAAUCAUUAAUCUUCCAUGGUAAACAAAUACUGAUCUCCAUAGCCCUUAACAAGAAUAUUUAUAACCUAAAACCAAUGAAUGGACAUUUAAUCGACAAAUGAUCAAAUGCUACCCCAUUUGAGGUGCAGUAUUUUUCCCCAGGGGCUGAGUUCCUCUGCAGGCUGGGCCUGGGAAAGCCCCAACCCAUCAGCUCAGGGCUGGCCAGCCUCCCAGGCUUCUUCCAAUGGCCAGAUGUGCAGGUGGGCGGGUUUCCUUCAACUCCCAGAUUAACCAAAGGGAAGACCUUUCCUCCGGGCAGGCAGGGCAGGGCCUGGAGCAGGGAGGCGAAGAUUUCCUGUCCUGGCACCUGGGCCCUUGCUUCUCAUUCCAGUUUCCCCUGACCCAUUCUUAGGUGAGUGCCAGUGUUCUAGAAAGGGAGAGAGGGUUAGGUUCUAGAAUGGUUUUUCCUCAAGAUCAUGCCUGGAACAUCAGAAGGGUAUCUUGUACAUUAGCUGUGAAUAAAUUGCCUUUCCUUUG